Molecule: messenger RNA, 981 nt
Organism: Metarhizium robertsii ARSEF 23
Lineage: Eukaryota; Fungi; Ascomycota; Sordariomycetes; Hypocreales; Clavicipitaceae
Exons: 2
Coding region: 1-981 (326 amino acids)
Source: RefSeq, a predicted model, not a curated record
AUGUCUCUGAAACAAUUACAAAUCACCCACCUUAACGACCGCCGUUUAAACAGAGUGGUCCCUGAGCUGGUUCUCGCCUUUGACGAAGCAGUCAAUCACCCUUAUCGGUCCGAAGCCUAUGCACCAUGCUUUUAUCACGGCUUGCAGAGCGAGCCUUUGGGGGAUCUUAUAAAGGAGUAUGCCAACACAGUCGAAUUGGCUCCUUCUUACGCCAUGGAUGCAGAACGGCAGCAAAUAUUCAAAUCGCUCGCUUUAACCUAUAAUAGGCGAGCAAAGAACCCAGGCAGAAAAAUACCAGCCCUUUUCGCUACUCUUCUCCGCCUCGCAAGCUGUGUUCCUGAUCAGCACCCUGGACAGAAAUGUUUGCUCGACAUUUUCGAGACAGUCCUCAACACUCCAAAUACACGCUUAAUGUCCGGGCAAGUCCCGGAUCAAUUCAAAGACGCACUGGAAGACCAUUGGGCAUUAGGGCCCUGGUCUACAAGCCAUACUAGCAUGGAUCUCAAAACAUUCCGACACGAUGAAUGGGUAAAUUUCAACGCCUUCAUCGCAAUGAUGUGCCAGGAGCUGGACAGUGAUCAGAACGUCCAUCUUCGUGGCUUUGUCCGAUUUGUCGACCUCUCAGGCUUUGCCUUCAGGGGGAUGGGUCUCGCUCUUAUAAACUGUUAUGACGAGAUCGUUGAGAGUGAAGAUAGGUGUCAGAUUGCGGAUCUCAGGGGUCUUACGGCUUCUAGGUGGGCUGGUUACUGUUGCAACCAUCUUGUAAUUGCCGCGCACAGCAGCAGGCCCGUCUUCACUGCUAGGACCGGUUAUCUAUGGCCCCUGGACCAGCAUACGUGGGCCAAGAUGGCACAAAAUUUAAUGACAACUAUCGGCGAAAUUGGCACACCGUGGAUUUACGAGGCUAGUGUCAACACGGGCGUUUGGAUGGUGGGGAUAAUGCCGACUAUUCCUUGGCCCGGUCAGAAUAUGGGAUUGUGA